UUAGAAUUGGAGGAAAACAAUUUAAAACCCUUCUCCGGUCUCUCGCACCAGCGAGAAAACCUAGGGCUUUUAUGAAUCUGAAAUUUGGGGUUUUCUCAGAGGCGAAAUUUAGGGUUUUUUUGAUCGUCUUCAUCAUCAUUUCGAAGAGAAAUCAGUAUUGAAUUUAAGGUUGGAGAUAUUGCCAAGCAAUAAACUGAAGUAGGCUGAAGGAGAAAUGUUUGUGCAGUAAUUGGUUGAGGAGCUAGUGACAAUUGUGGUUAAAAAAUAAACAACCAUGGCUCCUGGGGGCAGCAUUUGUAAGGAAGUACCAGAAUCUCACUCUUUGGAUUAUGAUAUAUCCACCACAAGCAGCGAGGCUGAAGGUGUUCAGUACCCAAAAGCUUCCCCUGUGCCCACUGGUAAAGCAGGUUUAUCUUCAACUAAUGGUGUGCACGAGCUUCUCGAGUGCCCUGUCUGCACAAACUCUAUGUACCCUCCAAUUCAUCAGUGCCCAAAUGGCCAUACCCUGUGCUCUAACUGCAAGCUCAGGGUCCACAACCGUUGUCCCACCUGUCGAUACGAACUGGGCAACAUAAGGUGCUUAGCUCUCGAGAAAGUUGCAGAGUCCCUUGAGCUCCCCUGCAGAUAUCAGAGCCAUGGGUGCCAAGACAUAUUCCCUUAUUAUAGCAAGCUUAAACAUGAACAACAAUGCAGGUUCAGGCCUUACAAUUGCCCAUAUGCAGGCUCAGAGUGCCCAGUAACUGGUGAUAUCCCCACCCUUGUUACUCACCUCAAGAAUGACCAUAAGGUGGAUAUGCAUGAUGGAUCUACUUUCAACCAUCGAUAUGUUAAGUCCAACCCACAGGAGGUCGAGAAUGCAACAUGGAUGCUUACUGUCUUCAAUUGUUUUGGGCAACAAUUCUGCCUGCACUUCGAGGCCUUUCAGCUGGGGAUGGCCCCCGUAUACAUGGCCUUCCUCCGCUUUAUGGGUGAUGACAACGAAGCCAAAAACUUCAGUUAUAGCCUAGAAGUGGGUGGCAAUGGCCGGAAGCUCAUAUGGCAAGGCAUCCCAAGAAGCAUAAGAGAUAGCCAUCGAAAGGUUCGAGAUAGCCACGAUGGCCUCGUAAUCCAAAGAAACAUGGCACUCUUCUUCUCCGGUGGAGAUAGGCAAGAGCUAAAGCUAAGAGUAACCGGUCGGAUUUGGAAAGAGCAAUGAUACAAUCUUGCUAGUGGUUGGCUGGGGUCUAGCAGCGAUGGUUGGAAUUUGGGUGCUUCUCCUAUGUUAGCAAAAAUUGACUGCAAGUGAAGUGCUUUGGAGGCGUAUCCAAAGAGGGUUGGUGGUUUAGGAGUGAAUUUGUUUGGGAGUACAAGAGAAGAGAGAAAUAUCUGUUCAGUGAAUGAUUUAUUGUACUUUGAAUGUAUGGAUAUUUGAUGGCUGAAGAAUGGAAAAGAUGGGAAAUCUUGGUAGUC
Messenger RNA from Amborella trichopoda, 1449 nucleotides. RefSeq names its product E3 ubiquitin-protein ligase SINAT2. Gene Ontology annotation, molecular function: ubiquitin protein ligase activity; zinc ion binding; protein binding. Gene Ontology annotation, cellular component: cytoplasm. Lineage: Eukaryota; Viridiplantae; Streptophyta; Magnoliopsida; Amborellales; Amborellaceae. The record is from RefSeq and is a predicted model, not a curated record. Gene Ontology annotation, biological process: multicellular organism development; ubiquitin-dependent protein catabolic process.